AUGGGUGAACCGACAGCCAAGUCAAAUCCGGAAGUUCCCCCAGCCAUUGUAGCAGAUGGGGCAGAAGUACAACUCGAAGCUGCAGGGGAUACCGACCAAGGACUUCGCGCCUGGACGGUCGUUGUGGGCGCCUGGUGCGUCAAUCUCUGUGGUUUUGGCUGGGUCAAUGCCAUCGGGGUGUUCCAGGAGUACUAUCAGUCUCACCAGCUACACUCCUACUCUACCUCCAGUAUCUCCUGGAUUUUAUCUCUACAGCCGUUCGUGCUCUUUGCCGCCGGCCUCGUUAUCGGAAGAAUAUUUGACAACCAUGGACCAAAACAUCUCCUCCUCGUCGGCACAGUGCUGCAGGUCCUCGGAUUAAUGAUGACCUCUAUUUCAAGCCAGUAUUACCAAUUCAUACUUGCACAGGGUAUCUGUGGCUCUCUUGGCGCAAGUCUUACGUUUUACUCCUCAAUCGCAUCAACAGCAACAUGGUUUGAUAAACGGCGAGCUCUAGCAUUUGGCAUCGUUUCCAGUGGCUCUUCGUUUGGUGGAGCCAUAUUCCCCAUCAUUUUAUCCCGAUUGCUACCCAGUAUCGGAUUCGGAUGGACUCUCAGAGUCAUCGGAUUCCUAGUAUUUGUGCUACUAGUUAUAGCUGGCUUAACUAUCCGGUCUAGAGUGGCUCCUGUGCUUCGACCAGUAAAGUUCCAGGAUUACCUCAGUCCAUUCUCGGAGCUUCCCUUUGCCUUGCUCACAGUUGGCUCCUGUCUUGGAUUCUUUGCUACUUUUGUGCCAAUAAACUAUGUCAUUCUCGAGGCUCAGACAGGUGGAGUAGACCCCGACCUAGCCGGAUAUAUGCUUACCAUCCUCAACGCUGCAAGUCUUCCCGGCCGUAUACUACCAGGCUAUCUCGGUGAUAAAUGGGGCAGGUUCAACGUAAUGGUCAGCACAUGUGGCCUAUCUGCAGUCACUAUCCUAGCCCUUUGGCUGCCAGGAACACUUGUGAACCCUGGUUCUGCAGCAAUAUAUAUCGUCUUCUGCAUCCUAUACGGGUUCUUCUCCGGUGCCUUUGUAGGAAUGGUACCCGCCCUCCUCAGCCAAGUAUCCCCUGAUGUGAGCAAGAUCGGAGUUCGUCAGGGCGUGUUAUUUACUUGCGUCAGUGUUGCAACCCUCACUGGUAACCCUAUUGCCGGAGCAAUCUUGAAUCAGCAGAAUGGAGCAUUUUGGGGGCUACAGGUGUUCGCUGGGUUGAUGAUGGUCGGCUGUGUGGUCUUUUAUAUUAUUGCAAGGGUCGUUAUAGGCGGGUAUUCUCUCACCAAGGCAGUCUGA
Molecule: messenger RNA, 1308 nt
Organism: Nannizzia gypsea CBS 118893
Lineage: Eukaryota; Fungi; Ascomycota; Eurotiomycetes; Onygenales; Arthrodermataceae
Exons: 4
Coding region: 1-1308 (435 amino acids)
Biological process (GO): transmembrane transport
Cellular component (GO): fungal-type vacuole membrane
Molecular function (GO): transmembrane transporter activity
Source: RefSeq, a predicted model, not a curated record